Messenger RNA from Verticillium nonalfalfae, 1311 nucleotides. RefSeq names its product Nitrogen permease regulator 2 (gene NPR2). Gene Ontology annotation, cellular component: GATOR1 complex; vacuolar membrane. Lineage: Eukaryota; Fungi; Ascomycota; Sordariomycetes; Glomerellales; Plectosphaerellaceae. The transcript has a single exon. Gene Ontology annotation, molecular function: GTPase activator activity. The coding region runs from base 1 to 1311 and encodes 436 amino acids. Gene Ontology annotation, biological process: positive regulation of autophagy; negative regulation of TORC1 signaling. The record is from RefSeq and is a predicted model, not a curated record.
AUGAUUCAGGGAAUUUUCUAUGCGCGUUUCCUGCCGCUUGAAGGUCCCAUCAUCGUCGCCCAGUCCCCUUCAGGCAGCAUUGUGCCGACGCCGACGACCAUUGCCGCCAAGCCACCUCUCAUCGACUUUGACGUCCUCCAGGAGUACAUCAUCCCCCGCAAGGCCUUCUUCAACCGAUUUCUCACGGUGCAAGAUCCAGAAGGGCGAUACUCCGUCCUGGGAUUCCCCGUGCUCAUUCCCGAUGCCAAGUACCAGCGCAAUGAGUUCAUCUUCAACUUUGGCCUUGUGCUCGAUGCCGACGCCGAGCAGGCGCCUUACGAACGCGUCGUGCGCCGCCUCGCCGUGACCUUUGCCGAGAUGGAGAAGCAGGACGAGUACCUCAGCCAGCAAGAGGCCGACCGCGACGGGCGCCACCCGGGCCCCGGCCACAGCCACAGCCAGAGCCAGAACCGGCGGCCGAUCGAGAGCCUCCUCGAGAUCAUCCGCGAGGACCUCAACAACUACGGCGAGUGCAUGAUCCCCGUCGACGACGCCAACACGAUCAACAUGAAGCUCUUCCCGCACCACCCGCCGCCGCCGCUCGUGCGCGGCUGGCACGUGCCCGUGCCCAAGACCAAGCUCGCCUCCAUCGUCGACCCGACCUGGGACCUGACGCUGCAAAAGGUCAUUGCCCACAUUGACGGCGUCUCGGACGUGCGCCGCAUUGCCUGGCAGGCCGACGUCUCGCUCGACCUCGCCACCCUCGCCCUGCGCCACCUCCUCUACUACGACGUCGUCCUGCUGCUCGACCUCUUCUUCUUCGGCUCCUGCUACGCGCCCCGCGCCCCGGGCAUCCACGACUUUGUCGCCGACGUCGACGGCAUGCUCGACGAGUGCGCCGCCUACGUCUCCGUCGGCGCUCAGCGGGUCGGCCGCUUCCAGCUUGUGCGCCUCAUGAUGAGCUUCUGCGUCGGGCGCUCCGUCAUGGAGUGGCUGCGCGGCCACCAGGAGGCUGGCUUUGACGUCCUGCGCCACGUCGACGUGCGCCGCUUUGUCCAGUUUGCCGUCAUCAAGGGGUGCCUGUAUCGCGUGCACAAGUACGUCGUCAGCAAGCAGUACCUGGCCGCGCUGGCGACGGGCCAGGCGACGCCCGGAGGGGGUGGUAGUGGUGGCGGCGGCAGUGGGGCGUCGGAUCCGCUGCAAAAGUAUACCGAUGGCUGUCACUCCUUUGACCAGAUCAUCACGGAACGCGACCUUGCGGACGGCGAAAUCAUGGACAAGCUCAAGAGGUUGCCGCUGCCGCAGGGGGAUCUGACUGUGUUUUACAGAUGA